CCUUUUUCUUCGAUCCAUCCAUCCUCCUGUGCGCAAAGCACUACUGCUUGAGGUCUCAUGGUGAAGAGAGAGAGACUGCGUGUUUUAGAGAGAGAACAAGAAAUAAAAGAGAAAGAAAAAAAAAAUUCAGUCACCAUAGGUCAGCCAAAAGCAAACCGAACCCACCUCUCUCUCUAUAACUGAUCCCACCUCUCUCUUUCUCUCUCUGACUCGUCCACAUCUCUAUCAACCUUCUCUCUCUCAAGAGCUACAGCUGGUUUCCUAUGUUUCUCAUUCUGAAGUCUGAACCCUAACCCCAAGGGUUGUAAGCUAGGGACCGCCAUUAAAAGCUGGGCCUGCUGGCCCUAGAAAAAGUGGAUCUUAGGCUUUUUACCUAAGCUGAAUUCGAAAGGUCCUGUAGUUUCAUUGAGCUUCAUUCCUUAUGUCAAUGGCGAUUAGACAAGGAUCUCUCGGUUUCAAGCUAGGGUUUCAGGCCUAGCCGCUGUAAAGUUACUUUCUUAGCUUUUCCAGGAUAGCGUUCUUCGUCUUCUAUGUUUCUCUCUCUUCCCUUGAAGAAAGUUUAAUCUUUCUCUUUCUUUCUUCUAGAGGAAAAGGAACUUUCAUUUCAAGGAAGCUCUAAUCAAGAAUAACAAAGCAAUUUGUUGCAGUUAUCUCGCAUUUCUGCAUAAAUCGCCAUUAUUGCCGUUGUCUUAGGGCUAUUUCUCACCCAAUUUGAGGGCUUGUAACCUUUCUUUCUGCGACACAGAGCAUAUUUUGGGAUAUGGCGGUGAAAACAGUGAGGAAUUUUCCUUUUUGCUCUCUGAUCAGAAGAGGAACAAAGGAAUCGCAUGAAUUCUUCCCCUUUUAGCAGAUAUUAUGAAAUUUGAUGCUUUUUGACGCUAUUAGAUUAUCUGCAUUUCACAGGUAUUAGAAGAAUCCCUCUCUCUGUAAUCUCUGUUUAGGGCUAAAUACGGAGAGAUUCACAAUUUGACGUGUGAAAUAAUGGCGAUAUUCCCUAUUCACAGGCUCUGAUCAAGAGGAAUCAGAUUAAUUCUUCUCCUCCUAUCUUUAACCUCCUUUUAUCCCCAUUUGAUUCCAUCUUUUUGUCUCCUUCUGUUCAAUACGUGAAUGAUUUGCAGUGAAAAGCUCCUGUUGAUUUCCGCAUUUUCAGUUAAGCCGUCUUAGUUCUAGAUUUUGGCCAGAGUAGCUUACCGGAAAGCUCAAUCCCUAUUUUCCGGCAACUUUUUGCCGGAAAACAGUGAGAAGAACAUGGAUUUGGACGAGUUUCGAUCACUUCUAAAAAACUCAGGUUUAGACGUGUGGACUGCGAUUGAAUCUGCCAUUUCUCUUGCUCAAAUGGAUUACAGAGAUGAAUUCAAAGUAAGAAGAGAUGGAAUAGCAGAGAAGCUUUACACAAGUAACAGCGUGGUCGGGUGCCAUAAUUGUGAUCUCGAUCUUGCAAGGCUAAGCACUACAAAAGAGAAGUGUAGGGAAGAGAGAGAGAGUAGCCAUGACAAAGGGGCUUCUCCUUCUACUCCACAGUCUCUGGUGCAUAGCCAUAGAGAUGAGGAGCAAAAUGGAAGAGAAGAGGAGCACAGAGAACCUGUAAUGAAAAGGGAAGAGGAGGGUAAUAGAAGAGAUGAGGAGCACGGAAGCCAUGGCGGACUGAUUCAAGAUAAGCUUUUGGCGAUUAAGGAGGAUCUAGAGGAUCCUGAUCAGAGUGAGGAUUCCGUCAUUGAUCUGUUGCAAAGCCUGACAGAUAUGGACGUAACCGUCAAAGCUCUCAAGGAAACUGACAUUGGCAGACACGUCAAUGGCCUGCGGAAGCAUCCCUCUACGGAGGUUCGACGACUCGUAAAGCACCUUAUCAGGAAGUGGAAAGAGCUUGUGGAUGAAUGGGUGAGCACAGCGGGUGAAGGAGCUGCUGCUGCAAUAGUUGCAGAGGGCGAGUCCCCUCAACAAAACCAUCAGGCCAGAGCCAGCCAGAAUGGAAACCAGGUCAGGGAAUCAAAGCACUCUCCCAACGGUUACAGUAGUGGUUCUGGGAUGGGUCCCAACUACUCCGAAAUUGGUUCCAAAGGGAAAGGAAUUACUCCACAACGAGAAGCUCAGACUAAGCCUAACCCAAUAGCUCCUAUUUCCAUUCCAGCUCAGAAACAAAAAGAAAAUGCCAUCGAUCUCCAAAGGCUUGCCUCGGCUAGAAAGCGUCUCCAUGAAAACUACCAGGAGGCCGAAAAUGCUAAGAGGCAACGGACGAUUCAAGUCAUGGAUAUUCACGAUAUCCCCAAGCCCAAGAACACGUUCAUCUCUCGAAACAAAGGCGGCUUUCACAAGCAGCACUGGUGAUGCUGCCUUUUGCAAAAGCGGUUUUGGGAGGCCUCUCACUAUUCUUUGGCUCAUGGAAAAUUCCAACCUAUUUUCCAAUUAACAGUGAAACCCUGGGAAAAUAAGGUUUUUGCUUAUUAUUAUUCAUUUUGUAUGAGUAAUCUGUAUGCACAAAUGGGAUUUGAAGUUGGUUGAAAACCAGGAAUUGGGGGGGUGGGGGGUUGGCGAGCAAAAGUGUUUUCAUUGUAAAGAAAGGCGUUUUGGACUGAUACAUUAUAUUAUAUACUAUGCUUCUGUGGCGGUUUGAAGGUGACGUUGCAUUGGAGCAAGAUUGGCAUGAUUAAAAUAUAA
This is a messenger RNA of Amborella trichopoda, 2655 nucleotides long. RefSeq names its product Transcription elongation factor (TFIIS) family protein. Lineage: Eukaryota; Viridiplantae; Streptophyta; Magnoliopsida; Amborellales; Amborellaceae. The record is from RefSeq and is a predicted model, not a curated record. Gene Ontology annotation, cellular component: nucleus.